GAGGAGAGCCACUGCAGCAGCUCCUCGGGGCGGGGACCGGCCGCGCCUUCUAGGCUUCCAGCUCCUUCAGCGAGAACCCUCGGGCUUUCCAGCUGAGGCCGGCCAUCCCGCGCGGCAGGGAGCGACGAUGGAGAGGCUGGUGUUCGUUGGGCUCUUGUGUCAUCUGUCUGCCUACAGACUGAUUUGGUUCUUCGCAGCAGUGAGGCUCUGCAGGGCGGCCCAAGUGGUGACCCAAGAUGAAGAAGAGCUGCUGAACACACCUGCUUCCUUAAGAUGCUCUCUGCAAAAUUCCGAGGAAGUCUUGAUUGUGACAUGGCAGAAAAUCAAGGCUGUAAGCCCAGAAAACAUGGUCACCUUCAGCAAGAACCAUGGGGUUGUAGUCCAGCCUGCCUAUAAGGACAAGAUAAACAUCACCCAGCUGGAACUCAAGAACUCAACCAUUACGUUCUGGAAUACCACCCUGGAGGAUGAAGGGUGUUACAAGUGCCUCUUCAAUACUUUUGGUUCCGGGAAGAUCUCGGGAAAAGCCUGCCUCACCCUCUCUGUACAGCCCACAGUGUUCCUUCACUAUAAAUUUUUCGAAGACCACGUAAAUAUCACUUGCUCUGCCAAUGCCCGCCCAGCCCCUGUGAUCUCCUGGAAGGUCUCUGGGUCAGGGAUUGAAAACAGUACUGAGAUUCUCUCACACCCCAAUGGGACCACAUCUGUCACGAGUGUCCUCCAGGUCAAAGACCCCAAGAGCCAGGUGGGGAAGGAAGUAAUCUGCCAGGUGCUACACCUGGGGACUAUGACCAGCAUCAGGCAAACUUUGGACAAAGGCUUUUGGUUUUCAGUUCCACUAUUGUUAAGUAUUGUUUCCCUGGUCAUUCUCCUGGUCUUAAUCUCAAUCUUAUUAUACUGGAAACGUCGUCGGAACCAAGACCGAGAGCCCUAGAAGACUCACACAGAACCCUGAAUAUUAUGUCCUGGUCUACUUGAAUCUGAUUCAUGAGAAAGGCAGGAGGAAAAGGGUCAUUCUCCAAGAACAAAAGAGGUAGGGGUAAAAGACCUAAGAAUUUCAAGAUUUCCUUCUGCCAUGUAAGCGACCCAGUGCUGGUGAGUGUUCCAAAAGGAAGUCAUUUCACCUCUCAAGUCUGUUGUAGGACUUGAUUUUGUGAAGUAGGGCAGUGUUGUCCUGUUGAAUGGACUCUGGAUCAGUAGCCACAACUCAGAGACUGACUCUGGCUCCAGCUGAUGGCAGCCCCACGUUCAUCACUUUCUCUCAAUGAGCUUCCACAUCUGCAUCCAGAAAAUUAAGAAGUUGGACCAGAUAAUUUGCCAUUUCUGCUCUAAAAACUGAUGUAAUUCCAGGAAAGAAAAUGAAUAAUGAAAUGAAAAAGAGAAAGGAGAAUACAGAAAGGUGUUGAGGACCAAAGAACUUUUCUGAGACUACCUUUAACCUUUCUGUUGAUGUUCCUUCUCUUCUUCCAUAUUGUUCUUAGGUCCAUGAGUCUGUUUUUUCAUGUGUUUCUUCACUGCAUUGUUAAUAGCUGGUCUUUCUAAAGUCCUUGGUUUCACUGCUAUAUUUCAUGUUCUUUUGUGACGUUUACCACAAUGAAUGUGGGACUGAAUUUAUUGCAAAAUAACAUGGGCAACCUUAACUUUACUCAUCUAUUUUUAUAGAAGAAUAAGUAUUGUUAGUCCAACAGCUCGCAUAUUUAAAAAAGUUUGCAUUUCCUGUCCCAUUUGACUCAUAAGAUGUCAGUCCUAUUUUAGUCGUUGUGAAUUCAAACUUGUGUAAUGAAAACAUAUGAUAAGAAUAGGCAUUUAGGAAGUUUUGUAAAUAACAGUCAGUCAAUUCAAAUGCUUUUCUCUCCUGUCUUCUUUUCUCAUGAGUUAACUUCUCAUAAUAGCAGAGAAGGCAUGUAUGGGUUUAUAGAUCCCUUUGGUCUAAAUAUAUUUCCCUUUCCUUUCCUUUCCUUUCCUUUUUAUUUAUUUAUUUUGAGGGGGGAGGGGACAGAGAGAGAGACAGAGAGAGAGAGAGAGAGAGAAACUCAAGCAGGCUUCAUGCCCACCACCCUAGGAUCAUGACCUAAGCUGAAAUCAAGAGUCAGACACUCAACCAACUGAGCCACCCACGUGACCCCUAAAUAGAUUUUUCGAACUAGUGGAACAAUUUUGAACUCUUAUUGCUCACAAGACCAAAUUAGUGACUUUUUCAGUAUUGCCUGCUUUCUCUCUACUCCGUGACUAAAACUUAACUUGUUUUCACUGUUGAAUUGGAUAUUUGUAUAUUUAAGCCUUUCAUAUGUUAUUUAAUUCUGUAUUAUUUCAUAUAUUUGUAUUAAAAUACUGAAUGAUUAAAAGUAAAAGUGUCAAGGCUAAA
Herpailurus yagouaroundi (jaguarundi) is the source of this 2365-nucleotide messenger RNA. Its product is annotated as OX-2 membrane glycoprotein-like. The coding region runs from base 128 to 934 and encodes 268 amino acids. Gene Ontology annotation, cellular component: axon; cell surface; neuronal cell body. Gene Ontology annotation, molecular function: cell-cell adhesion mediator activity. The record is from RefSeq and is a predicted model, not a curated record. NCBI's taxonomy places the organism in Eukaryota, Metazoa, Chordata, Mammalia, Carnivora, Felidae. Gene Ontology annotation, biological process: negative regulation of neuroinflammatory response; regulation of immune response; negative regulation of macrophage activation. The transcript is spliced from 6 exons.